AUGAAAAUCCAUCACCUCAUCAAUAUUUCUCACUAUUUGCUCCUUUCGUUGUGCUUAUUGGGUAUUGGACUUGCAACCAGUACUGCUGUGAAACCGAAAUCAGUGUGCAUUGAGGAAGAAAGGAAAGCACUUGUGAGCUUCAAACAAGAUCUUACUGAUCCCUCUGGUAGGCUUUCUUCUUGGGCGGGUCAUGAUUGCUGCCGCUGGGAAGGGAUUUCAUGCGACAACCGCACCGGUCAUGUUUCCCAUAUGGAUCUCCGCAAUACAUAUUACGAGUCCACGACUGAUGAAGCGUGGGACGAGUUGGCUUUUAAGCAGUCUGGCUUGUGGGGUAAGAUAAAUCCUUCUUUGCUUAGCUUGAAACACUUGCAUUACUUGGACUUAAGUUGGAAUAAUUUUGAAGGGAUCCACAUUCCUAACUUCUUUGGAGAGCUUAAAACUCUGAGGUAUCUCAAUAUCUCCUUUGCAGAGUUUGAGGGAGAGAUUCCCCCUUCUCUUGGUAACUUAUCAAAUUUGAACUCUCUUCAUGUCGGUGGUUCAUAUCUCUCUUCCACAAACUUGAAUUGGCUUUCUCAUCUCUCUUCCCUAAAAUACCUCAAUCUCAUUGGAGUGGAUCUUCAUAGCAACACAAAUUGGCUGCAUGUUGUUAACAUGCUUCCUUCCUUACUUGAGUUACACUUAUCUAAAUGUGGAUUAGUAAGCCAUCCACUAUCUCUACAGAGGAUUAACUUCACCUCACUUUCGGUCCUUGAUCUUUCAUUUAAUGAUUUCAAUACUUCUUCAUUUCCCAGCUGGAUUUUCAAUCUUACUAGCCUCAAAAGACUUGAUCUAGGAGGGAAUUCUUUCAGUGCUCAUUUUCCAAAUGAAUUUGGUAACCUCAAAUCUCUUGAAUACCUAGAUUUAUCUCAGUCCAGGCUCAAAGGGAGUCCCAUAAACCAGUAUAAGAACAAAUUUGAAUUGAAACCCUGUAGUAAAAGAACGAACAUAUCUUUAAACAGAGCUACUCAAAUAGCAGCAUAUCCUGCUUACCAAAACAGAGCUAUCCUAAACCCUGUAACAAAAGAACCAGCAUAUCCAAAUACCGAUUUUCAGGGUUCACCAACUAAUUUUUUAAUAACCAAAUAG
Prunus armeniaca (apricot) is the source of this 1125-nucleotide messenger RNA. NCBI's taxonomy places the organism in Eukaryota, Viridiplantae, Streptophyta, Magnoliopsida, Rosales, Rosaceae. The record is from the annotation of a GenBank genome assembly.